AUGGCUUCUGAGUCGGGCUUCGGCUCUCAUAAUCCCUUCCGUCGCAAGACAACCGCCGCCCCGGGCACUGGAGCUCAAGCUCACGACGGAGCUGGAGCUGGAGCUGCCCCGCCUUCGUCCUCAGUAUUACACGCGGACGCACGAGCUCCCACCUUUGGCGACGAUGACGCCCCGUGGCCGCAGGCACCACAUCGUCCCAGCGGUAACGACUUUGCUAGGUCCCUGAACUUGCUCCCCAAAACCGAUGCUCCUCCUCCGACCACCUCGUUUCAGAAGAAGAAGCCCGUCAAGAAAGUUAGGGUUCAGAGCCCCCCGCCCUCGAGUCCCGAGUCCGCCAGCGCCGAACGCUCGUAUCCCAAAUACCCGCUUCCCCCACGAGAAGACGGCGACAGCAGCAGUGCCAGCUCUCCGUCUGUUAAUGGCGAAGCAGAAGACCCUUUCCAGAAUGAGGCGCCGCCGCUUCCCGAAGAUGCCUUUCCCCCAAUGGAGAGGAUAGAAGCCGCCCAGCCGCAGCCUUACACCGGGCGCGGGCCGCCUCCCAACCCUUUCCAAAAGACAUUAGAGGACAUGGAGCAAGCUGCAAAGGACGGCGGGUUGAACUCAGCAGAGCAUGCCUCUCCGGCAGGGAAAGGUCUGGACGUUGAGGCCUUCAAGAAGCUACUGCUGACCGGGCAGGGACCCGUUCCCGGGGCUGCCGGCACGUCGGGUUCGGCCACUUUGCACCCCACAGGUAUGGCCGGUGAUGGAGGGAGCAUGACGGAUGCCUCGUCGGUAUCACGACAAUCCAUCUUUGAGGCCAAUAAUCAUACGCAAGAAUCACCAAGGACGUCACACGAGAUAUCCGAGCCAGAAGGCGACGAGGAAAAGCGUAGUCUGAUAAGUACGCCUCAGCCAAAGCAAUCCGGAUCACGAAAGAAGUUGCCGCCCCCUCCUCCAGCAACAAGACACGGCAAAUCCAUCAAGGUCGGACCGGUCGAUCAGAACCGGCCUCAAGCAUUGGAGCGCCGGGCCUCUGGAGGAUUGGCUGAUUCGUCGUCCGGCCGGAGGUCUUCUCUCAGUCCUACGGAUAUCAACAAACCACUUCCUGCGCCUCCGUCGCGAUCCGAAAAUGACCCUAAGGAGAGCAUAUUCGACCAGGAAGCCGCAGGCAAACUGCCCGAGGUCGACAUUGAUCCUGAAGCCGACGUCGUGCCUCCGCCGAGACCACCCACCCCGCCAAACAUGUCACAUUCUUCCUCUACUCCUGUACAAAAUCCAACGUCAACGUUGAGGAAACCCGCCCCGCCUCCGCGCAGAGGGGCGCAUGGCAGGUCCGAGAGCAAAUCACAGGCCGAGCUCCCCGAAGAACCGGCCACACCCUCUCGCUCUUCGAUGGAUUCGGUCAGGUCGCGCUCGUCCAGCAUACGACUGAGCACUGCUGCUCCAGUCCCGCCUCCGCCGAGGAGGCCAGCUGGCCAUCGGUCAUCGCCAUCUGUUUCUAGCCCCGUCGCGACUACUCAUUCCCCUGCAUUUCCGUUCCCAGCUGGACCGUUGAGUCCUACUGGUGAUGUGACAGGCUUCACACCUGUUCCCUCCCAUCUUGCUACCGAUGCGAGUAGUACUACAACAGGCUCAAGUACUUCUCUGGCUCCUCAACAACAUCCGGGCGUCUCCAAAUUGUCGCCACCUCCACCGCCGCAACGAAACCCAUCCCUGCGCAAGGGCGGUGCUGUCUCGUCCAACAAACCAAACUCAUCCAAUCCUCUUGACGCGCCCGCGCGGAAAGCCGGCCGCGAAGGCGCCGUGCCGCCACCUCCGCCUCCGAGGAAAAGGGGCAGCAGCCGUGGCAGCAUGGAGGGCUCGGCGCUGGAUCCCAAGGGGAACAGUACGGAGAGCUUGCGGAAAGUUUCCGGUGACAGCACCGCUGGGAACGUGCCGCCCGUGGCCGAGGAGAUCGAGGUCGCGGAUGUGACCCCGUCGGACGAAGGCAUCCAGGCAAUGCUGGCGGACCUGGACGCGCUCCAGAGGGAAGUGGAGGCCGCGAGGGCGGCUGCUGCUGGGGGCGGUGCUUAG
This is a messenger RNA of Diaporthe amygdali, 2052 nucleotides long. RefSeq lists its product as uncharacterized. NCBI's taxonomy places the organism in Eukaryota, Fungi, Ascomycota, Sordariomycetes, Diaporthales, Diaporthaceae. The record is from RefSeq and is a predicted model, not a curated record. The transcript has a single exon. Bases 1 to 2052 code for a protein of 683 amino acids.